Messenger RNA from Fimicolochytrium jonesii, 1947 nucleotides. RefSeq lists its product as uncharacterized. The record is from RefSeq and is a predicted model, not a curated record. The transcript has 7 exons. NCBI's taxonomy places the organism in Eukaryota, Fungi, Chytridiomycota, Chytridiomycetes, Spizellomycetales, Powellomycetaceae. Bases 124 to 1632 code for a protein of 502 amino acids.
CAUUCCGCCCAGAUUCCCACCCUCCCUACUUCACCCCGCAAUCUGGACGCAACCCACCUGCACACAAACUAUCAGCAACUCCCUCAACCCACUGCCAGCCACCCACUCUUCAACUCUACUCCAAUGCCCGGGACAAUCCUCCCCGAAGAAGAAGACACCGUCCGGCGCUCCGUCAACGGUCAGGUCUUGUCAACAACAGCAGCCCGCAUCUACAAUGCCCGCAACAACAACUGGACUUAUUCAGGGAACGUUGGGGCGCUGGUGCUGGCGAAGGGGAACGGGUACAAGGCGGCGUUUACGUUGCAGCUUGUUGAUUUGAAUACCGCCAGAAGCGUGUGGCAACAAGAUGUGACAGACGACGUCAAGUAUCAAAAGGACCGACCGUUCUUCCACAGUUUCAUUGGAUCCGACGGUCUAGUUGGACUCUCAUUCGCAGACGAAGACGAAGCGGGCGACUUUCACUCCGCGUUCUUGAGCAAAGAAUCAGCUUCUGCUGCUCCUGCUGCUGCCGCACCAGCGCCUCCCUCGAGGCCGCCCGCCGCUGGACCGGGACUGUUACCUCCUCGCGGUAUGGGUAUGGGCGGUGCUCCACCACCGCCCGCACCUGCGCCCGUCGCCGUGCAAAGUGCCGUUCCUCCUGCAAUGAUCGCCCACCAGCCCUCCAACUUAGUACACAGCGGAAGCACAGACUCUCUCAAGGGCAAAUCCGAAGGACGGUCCAGCAUCUUUGGACGCUCUAGCACGAGCAAGAAAAGCAAGUCGGCUACGAAGAAGGGCGGGGUUGAUAAGUCGAUGAUUUCUGGGCCUGUUGAGGGCAGUUUUGAGCAUGUUACCCAUGUUGGCUAUAGCAAGGAUGCCGGGUUUACCGCCAUGAACAUCCCGAUGGAAUGGAAGGCCAUUUUUGCGAAAGCCGGUAUCAACGAAGAAGAUCUGAACGACCAAUCAAAGAAAAAGGCCAUCAAAAAGUUCAUGAAGCAGAAUGAGGCGUUGGUGCAUCCGGCUCCUGCCCCGGAGGUGCCUGCUGCUCCGCCAGCCAUUCAGGCUGCCACCGGUGACCGCAAAAAAGCGCCCCCACCUCCACCCCCCAUUCGCCGCCAACCACCCCCACCCGCCCCCAACCAACGCUCAUCUCCAACAACCGCCCCUCCACCACCCCCACCUCCCCGCUUCGGAGGCGCUCCCGAACCACCUAUCCGCCAACCCCCGACCUCCACAGCUCCCCCACCGCCGGCCCCGCCACGCCAACAACCCGCACCGCCCGCAUCCGGAGGCGCACCUCCACCUCCCCCGCCACCCCCGCCCGCAGGAGCCGGAGUCCCACCGCCACCCACACCUCCCCGAGGCGGCAACACCGACUCUGGAGGCGCACCACCCCCACCCGCCCCACCCCGCGCGCCCGUCGCCCAGGGCGGCGCAGCACCGCCCGUAGACCUCCUCGCAUCCAUCCGCGGCUUUGGCGGCCUCGGCGCGCUCAAGCAAGCCUCCGCGUCGGAAUCGCCCCGCCCAGCGCCACCGGCAGCGGCGAGCAACACGGAUGAUAUCGCGGCGGCGUUGAGGAACGCGAUGAUGAAUAGGCGGAAUGAUGUUGCUGGGAGCGAUUCGGAGGAAGAAGACGACGACGACGAAUGGUGAACUCCCACCCCCUGCCUUGUGGAAAGAUAUCUACAGAUGAUCCCCCUCCUCCUCCUUUCUUCACCUCUAAUCCACACAUCAUAUCUUCUGUUUUGCUCGAAAAAGAACCAGCUUCACUCGAUCGGGUUAUCCCAUAUCCCCCUUUCUCCAUCCAUUCUUGUACCCUGCGUAUUCUAUGUUGCGUUCAUCUACAGAGGUUCUCAAGGGGGCAGUGAGGAGGUAGAAGCCCGUGGAUGGUGUUGUUUGCAGCCGGCAGGGGGGAGUCAUCAGCGACGCGCCGCGCAUUGCAUUUCACACCUCGCCCUCACUCUCUCG